AUGACAAUUAUGAGACAAGAAGAUAUAUUUUCGCUAGAUGAAUGGAGUACUUCAGAAUUUAUAUCCGAGAAUGAUUUUGAUAUGAUUGAUAUGUUAUCUGCAGCUUUAGAUCAAGUAACAAAUCAAAUAGAAGACAAACAAAAAGAAUUUAUUACAAAAUCAUCAGAAUGGACAAGCAAGACAAAAGAUAGUAUUAAGCAACAAACUAAGAAAUUAGAGUUACAAAAGGCACGUAUCCUUGAACUACUUGUAAGACAAUAUCAUAAGAUAGAUAAACGUAUCAAUCGUGAUGCGAAAACAGUUCAGUUACGGGACAAGAUAGCAUUCAUGUUCGGUGUCGGUAACGCCUGUGUUGCACCCGCUCUUGCCCUUCGUUAUCCAAGUUUAAUACCCUCUUAUUAUAGUGUACAAUUUAUUAUUUUACUUGUCUUACGUUAUGUUAUUUAUCGAUCUAAGCGAUGGCAUUAUUUUAUAUUUGAUAUAUGUUACUUUGUAAACACGAUGACGAUGCUCUUCUUAUGGAUCUAUCCUCAUUCAACCAUCUUAUUCUUAUCUUCUUAUUGCUUAACAAAUGGUCCCGUUGCUUGGGCGAUUAUCACAUGGAGAAAUUCUCUUGUAUUUCAUUCGUUAGAUAAAGUGACCUCGGUCUUUAUUCACAUUUUCCCCCCAUUAGUCAUGUAUUGUAUCAAAUGGAUGCCAGAGCUUCAACAAGAUAUUUAUUGUGAUAACACAGCUAUCGUGACCUUGUACCGUGACACACGAUUCCCUGCUCUUCAUCAUCUAGAAUCUCCUCCAUUUUCAACUGUCAUGAUCUAUUCUACUGUAGCUUAUGGUGUAUGGCAAACGUUAUAUUAUAUUUUCAUUAUGGUAGGAAGAAGAAGCAAAGUAGAAUCGGGUUUAAGAUUAACUUCUUACUCUUGGUUAUUGGAUGAUACUCAUGGCAAAAGAGGAUUUAUUCAAAAGAUGGCCUUUGCAUUUGGACCUAAAUAUAAACUAGAAAUGUUUAUGCUCUUACAACUCAUUUAUAACAUUCUUACCUCCAUUCCUACUUACUUUUUAUAUCGUCAUUUCUGGUUACAUACCCUAUUUUUAAUCGUCAUGUUUGCUGCCAGUGUUUGGAAUGGUGCUAAUUAUUACAUUGAAGUAUUUUCCCGAAGAUAUAUUUUAGAAAUAGAAAAUAUGGAUAACAAAAAGGAGAAGAAGAACGAAGAAAAGAAAGCGGAAAAGCAGCUAUUAGAUUAA
This is a messenger RNA of Cokeromyces recurvatus, 1242 nucleotides long. RefSeq lists its product as uncharacterized. The coding region runs from base 1 to 1242 and encodes 413 amino acids. The record is from RefSeq and is a predicted model, not a curated record. Lineage: Eukaryota; Fungi; Mucoromycota; Mucoromycetes; Mucorales; Mucoraceae. Gene Ontology annotation, biological process: phosphatidylcholine biosynthetic process. The transcript is spliced from 2 exons.